This is a messenger RNA of Symbiodinium necroappetens, 468 nucleotides long. NCBI's taxonomy places the organism in Eukaryota, Dinophyceae, Suessiales, Symbiodiniaceae. The record is from the annotation of a GenBank genome assembly.
AUGAUGCAGGAACAGACCGUGCACGUGCCGAAGGUGGUGACCCAGAAGCGUCAGACUCACCAGCACGUUGAACAGAUCGUCGAGGUCCCCGUGCCCAUGACACAGGAGGAGGUGGUCCACGUCCCCAAGAUCAUCACGCAGACCAGAGUGCAGCAGGAGCGCGUGGAGCAGAUGAUUGAGGUGCCCAUUCCGAUGCAGCAGGAGGAGGUCGUGCAUGUUCCCAAGAUUGUCACGCAGCCUCGGGUUGUGCACCAGCCGGUCGAGCAGAUUGUCGAGGUGCCCGUCCCCAUGACCCAGGAGGAGCAGGUCCACGUGCCCAAGGUUAUUACGCAGACCCGAGUCCGUCAUCAGCCCGUGGAGCAAAUCGUCGAGGUGCCGGUGCCCAUGACGCAGGAGGAGCAGGUCCAGGUGCCCAAGAUCAUCACCCAGACGCGUGUCCGUCAUCAGCCGGUCGAGCAGGUCGUGGAG